AUGAGUGCACGUGCAGCUUCCGCCGAUGGUCUGGUAUCUACCGGUCGUCGCCAUCAGUACCCGCCUCCCGAAGCCGAAGCCGAAGUCAACAAGACUGCGUUGAUGACGCACGGGGAACUCGUCAGCGUCUUCCACGAAAUGGGCCACGCCUUGCACUUCCUCGUAUCCCGGCCGAAAUACGCGGUGGGCUACGGGACUGGUCUUUCAAUAAUUAUUGAGCUUCCUUCGCUCCUACUCGGGCAGUGGGCUUGGAUCCCUCCACCCGCCGAUGGCCUCAACGAUAUGAGCUACAUACAGCUCUACGACCAGAUUGGGCGCGACCUCAUGUUUGGUAGUGGUGUUGAGGGCCUUGAUGUGCCUAAUGACCGUGGACAUCUAUACACGACAAAGGCACACAUCAUGGGCUUUGGAUUUGAGGCUGGCUACUUUUGGUACGUCUGGGGUGAACAAGACGUCCUUGAUGGCAUGGCAAAGAGACGAUUUAGGCACAUGGUUCUUGAGAAGCUGGGCCUCCGUGACGAGACGACGAUGCUGAGAGAGGCCCCAGGUCGGGCGCCUUCUAUAGCUUCCUUUUAUGCAGACACGUUGGGACCUGACAAGCUGUGUGAACUUGAUAGGGUUGCCGUCAGCGAUUGA
Messenger RNA from Anthostomella pinea, 636 nucleotides. Lineage: Eukaryota; Fungi; Ascomycota; Sordariomycetes; Xylariales; Xylariaceae. The record is from the annotation of a GenBank genome assembly.